Messenger RNA from Rhagoletis pomonella (apple maggot), 1195 nucleotides. RefSeq lists its product as uncharacterized. The record is from RefSeq and is a predicted model, not a curated record. The coding region runs from base 431 to 895 and encodes 154 amino acids. Gene Ontology annotation, molecular function: DNA binding. Lineage: Eukaryota; Metazoa; Arthropoda; Insecta; Diptera; Tephritidae. The transcript is spliced from 2 exons.
AAAUCAAGUUAUUAUUGAAGCAAAUCGAUGGAUAAAUAAAGAAGUAAUGUGGUAAAAUGAAAAUGCGCAAAGAUUUUUUGUAUAAGAAAUCAACAGGAAAUAUUGUUACUCAUACACCAUGUACAAUUAACAAGCACGCUUUUAUGCUUUUUUAUUUAUCCAUCGAUUUUCUUCGCUAAGAACUAAGGGUGGUUAAUGACGCAAUUUUUCCUGUGUUUAUAUGUUAGCGCAAGCGCAGCAGUAUGUAUCAGCACAAUGCGCUAGCGCGAUUUGCGUUAUACGUGACGGAGUGGCAUCCAUCGCAACAAAGCAAAAAAACAGAUGGCAUCUUUAUCAGCGAAUAUAAUUUUUACACGCAUUUUUAAUUGUUACGCGCUAACUACUAAUCGUUUGGGUCUGCCUGGUGGAUAAAAAGUGUUUGACUUUCGCAAUGACUUCAAGAAGGAAAAGCGAUGUGUGGUUGCAUUUUUCCGAAGAACAGCAAAAAAAAGUAAAGUGCUUGCUGUGCGGCCAGCAUUUAUCUGUGACCAACAAAUCGACGUGCGGCCUAAUUCGCCACCUAAAUAAAAAGCAUCGUACACAGAGAAUAUCAAGACAUCCAGCCGAGGAAUCGGAUAAUAAUAACAAUGAGUUGCAAUCUGCUGCAACAACUACACGUGUAUCCUGCAACAUUUCGCCACCUGCAAAUUCCACACCGCCACUUGAACUUUCAACGCAUACUGCCACUUCUAUACCGCCACCUGCUACUUCUGCACCUCCACUUGAAUCUUCUGCGUCACGUACCGCCACUUCUACGCCGCGACCUACAGUCAUAUCGGGAUACUUUCAUAGGCCACUGUUGAAUAAAAACAAGAGUGAAAUUGAUCAACAAUUAGUUAAAAUGAUUGUUAUCUAAUAUCACCCAUUCAGUAUAGUCGAAGACGUCCAGUUUCGGAAACUUAUUCAUCUACUUAACCCUAAUUAUAGCGUUCCGACUAGGAAGACUAUUUCAAGUUCACUUAUACCUGCGAUUUAUUAUAAAACAUUUGAAAUAGUAAAAUGCCGGUUAAAAAGAGCACACGCUGUAUGUCUGACUGUUGACAGCUGGACUUCGCGAGCGCAAGACAGUUUCUUUAGCGUGACGGCACAUUACAUCUAGACUGAUACUUUUAAUAAAUGUUUGUUAUGUACCUAUGUUCAGUUUGUCAUGGUAAAG